Messenger RNA from Myotis myotis, 3972 nucleotides. RefSeq names its product leucine rich repeat containing 4C (gene LRRC4C). Gene Ontology annotation, molecular function: cell-cell adhesion mediator activity. Lineage: Eukaryota; Metazoa; Chordata; Mammalia; Chiroptera; Vespertilionidae. Bases 1102 to 3024 code for a protein of 640 amino acids. The record is from RefSeq and is a predicted model, not a curated record. The transcript is spliced from 5 exons. Gene Ontology annotation, cellular component: glutamatergic synapse; plasma membrane; postsynaptic density membrane. Gene Ontology annotation, biological process: modulation of chemical synaptic transmission; synaptic membrane adhesion; regulation of axonogenesis.
CCGCCCCCCGCCCUCCAUUUAACGUGAGAUUAUGAAAUUGCAGAGGCGGUGGAGGGAAGGAGACGGGAUCUAACAGGGCAUUUGGAGGGAGUGGGAAAGGUGGCUGGCCCGGUGGCUGAAAUUAAAAAAAAAAAAAAAUCCAAUUGCGCACUGGAUUGUGAUGAGAAAUCUAAUCAGAUCUUGGGAGAAGGGGCCGGCCAAGAGGGUGAUGAGUGGGGGGAGUUGAUCCCCACAUUCUCUGAAGGGGGUGGGGGUGGGGGGAGCUGGACAGAGGAAUCGGCGAUGUAAAAGGAGACUUUUUUCCCGGCGGCGGCGGCAGUUGGGUGCCUUGCCAACAUGAAGGAUGCGGGACGCAGCUCCCUCUGGGAACAGAACGCGGUGGACGGUGCGGGAGAGCAGGAAGAGCGAAGCCUUCUCCCCUGAGACCUGGAUCUUCACACGCAUGUGUCUCUGGGCCCACUGGGAGCAUUGAAACAUGAAAUAGACCAAUGUCAGAGCCGCGGGAGUCGGUGUGCUCCGACAUAAAUAAAUAAUAAACCGCUGCUCCCCCCUCCCCUCCCCAAAAAGGAUGACUGGAAAUGGAGAACCGAGGAGCCACACAAAAAAAAGAAAGUAAAGACCUGAUAUGGUGGUGUUUUCGAGGAAAUUAAUAAUCCAUCCGCAAAGAAAUUGUGGAGAAGAAAAAGUUGACCGCGGCAGAAUGAGGCAUUGAUUGGGGGAGAGGCACCCCGCAGAGCACAGUUGGAUGUGUGCCUGUGUUGACUAAAAUUGAUGGAUAAUUGCCAUUGGAUUUGUCAUCAACCUCCUUUUUUUUUCUUUUUUUUUUUUUUCUUCUUUUUUCUUUUUGGUGUCAAGAUUGUGCAUUUUCGCUUGUUCUUAGCCACCUGGAUUUCCAGCUGGAUGUUGCUGUGAUUCAGUCUGAAAUACAAUCAAGAAACUGAGGCUGAGAGAGAGGGGACUCACCCAGAGUCACUCAGCUUGUCAGUGAAGACAACAGUGGGACCUGUGAUUGUCAAACACGUUGCCUGUUUAUGCAUGGAGACCACAAUGGAGAGCUAGACCAUUUGAGCUCCAGAAGGACCAACACCAGAUAAAUUAUGAAUGUUGAACAAGAUGACCUUACAUCCACAGCAGAUAAUGAUAGGUCCUAGGUUUAACAGGGCCUUAUUUGACCCCCUGCUUGUGGUGCUGCUGGCUCUUCAACUUCUCGUGGUGGCUGGUCUGGUGCGGGCUCAAACCUGCCCCUCGGUCUGCUCCUGCAGCAACCAGUUCAGCAAGGUGAUUUGUGUUCGGAAAAACCUACGCGAGGUUCCGGAUGGCAUUUCCACCAACACUCGGCUGCUGAACCUCCAUGAGAACCAAAUCCAGAUCAUCAAAGUGAACAGCUUCAAGCACUUGAGGCACCUGGAAAUCCUCCAGUUGAGUAGGAAUCACAUUAGAACCAUUGAAAUCGGGGCCUUCAAUGGUCUGGCGAACCUCAACACUCUGGAACUCUUUGACAAUCGUCUCACUACCAUCCCAAAUGGAGCUUUUGUAUAUUUGUCUAAACUGAAGGAGCUUUGGUUGCGAAACAACCCCAUCGAAAGCAUCCCUUCUUAUGCUUUUAACAGAAUCCCUUCUCUGCGCCGGCUAGACUUAGGCGAAUUGAAAAGGCUUUCAUACAUCUCAGAAGGUGCCUUUGAAGGUCUGUCCAACUUGAGGUAUUUGAACCUGGCCAUGUGCAACCUACGGGAAAUCCCUAACCUCACACCGCUCAUAAAACUAGAUGAGCUAGACCUUUCUGGGAAUCAUUUGUCUGCUAUCAGGCCGGGCUCUUUCCAGGGGUUGAUGCACCUUCAAAAACUGUGGAUGAUACAGUCCCAGAUUCAAGUGAUUGAACGGAAUGCCUUUGAUAACCUUCAGUCACUGGUGGAAAUCAACCUGGCGCACAACAAUCUAACGUUACUGCCUCAUGACCUCUUCACACCCUUGCAUCAUCUAGAGCGGAUUCACUUACAUCACAACCCUUGGAAUUGUAACUGUGACAUACUGUGGCUCAGCUGGUGGAUAAAAGACAUGGCCCCCUCCAACACAGCUUGUUGUGCCCGUUGUAACACUCCUCCCAAUCUGAAAGGGAGGUACAUUGGGGAGCUCGACCAGAAUUAUUUCACAUGUUAUGCUCCUGUGAUUGUGGAGCCCCCAGCAGACCUCAAUGUCACUGAAGGCAUGGCAGCUGAGCUAAAAUGCCGGGCCUCCACAUCCCUGACCUCCGUAUCUUGGAUCACCCCAAAUGGAACAGUUAUGACACACGGGGCGUACAAAGUGAGGAUAGCUGUGCUCAGCGAUGGCACGUUAAAUUUCACGAAUGUAACUGUGCAAGAUACAGGCAUGUACACAUGUAUGGUGAGCAAUUCUGUUGGAAAUACCACUGCUUCAGCCACCCUGAAUGUUACUGCAGCAGCCACCACUCCUUUUACUUACUUUUCAACUGUCACAGUAGAGACUAUGGAACCUUCUCAGGAUGAGGCACGGACCACAGACAACAAUGUAGGUCCCACUCCAGCGAUUGACUGGGAAACCACCAAUGUGACCACCUCUCUCAUGCCACAGAGCACAAGGUCAACAGAAAAAGCAUUCACCAUCCCAGUGACUGAUCUGAACAGUGGGAUCCCAGGAAUUGAUGAGGUCAUGAAGACUACCAAAAUCAUCAUUGGCUGUUUUGUGGCCAUCACACUCAUGGCUGCAGUGAUGCUGGUCAUUUUCUACAAGAUGAGGAAGCAGCACCAUAGGCAAAACCAUCACGCCCCCACAAGGACUGUUGAAAUCAUUAAUGUGGAUGAUGAGAUUACAGGAGACACUCCCAUGGAAAGCCACCUGCCCAUGCCUGCUAUCGAGCAUGAGCACCUAAAUCACUAUAACUCUUACAAAUCUCCCUUCAACCACACAACAACAGUUAACACAAUAAAUUCAAUACACAGUUCAGUGCAUGAACCGUUAUUGAUCCGAAUGAACUCGAAAGACAAUGUACAAGAGACUCAGAUCUAAAACAUUUACGGCUACAGAAAACAAACAAUUAAAAAAAAAGACAGUUUAUUAAUAAUGACACAAAUGACUGGGCUAAAUCUACUGUUUCAAAAAAAAGUGUCUUUACAAAAAAAAUACAAAAAAGAAAAGAAAUUUAUUUAUUAAAAAUUCUAUUGUGAUCUAAAGCAGACAAAACUAUGUGUAUUCCUCAGAACCUGUUUUUGCUGCACUUAUUUCCUAUUUUCGCAUAUCUUGUCCCUGCCUUCCCUGAUUGCCAUAUUUUUCAUAGAUCUCAAUUCCCUAAGGAACUGGUCUAGGAAAUUUUGUAAGAAUUCUGUUACACUUUGAGAUUUUUAUGGUGAAUUCUAGUGGUGAGAUCCAGUCUAUUUUUGUCUUUUUUUUCCCUCUUUUAUUUUCCCCCUCAUGCCCUCAUGAAGUAGUCCAACGGGGAAUGCAAUAUUAGAAAUAGAUUUUUAAGAAAGAACGAGAAAAAUAAUGCAAGAUCUUAUAUUUUUCAUGUAAUGACCUGUUCUGUAUUUAUGAGGAGGACCAUCAGUGGAAAAGGAAAAAAGAAAAAAAAAGUAAGCAAACAACAGAUUAAUUUACAUAUGAGCACCUAUAAAACCCAUGAUCUUUUCAACAACUCUAGAACCAGAAUUUGUAGUUCAAACGCUAAAAAUAAGAUUAUAAAUAAAAAUAUUGUUGGUUUUUCUGUAUCUGGACACAGCUCAUUUGUAGUAUGGCUCAAAUAUAAGAAACUUAAAGGUAAUUCGAUUUUCUACUUUCUGAGAAAGAAAAUACAUUAUUUUUCAGUCACAGCAUCAAACACCAUGGGGUCCUGUCUCAUUAGGUUGACUUGAGUUUUGGAUCUAUAUAUUCAAGUAUGCUGUGGUAUUUUUUCCUCGCAUUAGGGUCACCCUUUUUAAAUGCUCAGAUUAAAAAUCAUGAUUUUGUGAAGUAAAUUCAAUU